AUGGAUCGCGGAUCAGUCUAUUCUACUCACGUCUACGAGCCGAGUUUCGGCGAGAACGGCGACACUCGGUUGCAGCUUCAGACACAGCUCGAAACCUUCAUCCUAGACUUUCGGCUGGACAACAACUUUGUCUACAGAGAUCAACUACGGGAGAAUGCCUUGCUGAAGAGGUACUUUUGCGAUGUCAACAUCAAUGAUUUGAUCAGCUUUAACGAAGACCUUGCACAUCGUUUGGCAUCUGAGCCUGCCGAGAUCAUCCCCUUGUUCGAAGGCGCCCUAAAGAAAUGCACACACCGCAUUGUCUUUCCCCACGAGCCCAAGGCCGAGAUCCCCGAGCAUCAGCUACUUCUCCACAGCGACGCCGACAAUGUAUCCAUCCGAAACCUCGAUUCCAUGACCAUUGCCCGUCUAGUUCGAGUACCAGGUAUCGUCAUCGGCGCUUCCGUCAUGUCAUCUAAGGCGACCGAACUCCAGAUCAAGUGCAGGAACUGUCAACACGAGCAAACCAUUCCUAUCCUCGGCGGCUUCACCGGAGUCACCCUGCCCAGACAAUGCGCUCGCACCCGAAUUCCAAACGAUCCCACGCCAAAGUGCCCAUUGGACCCCUACUUUGUCGUUCACGAGAAGAGCAAGUUUGUUGAUCAACAGAUCAUCAAACUACAGGAGGCCCCAGAUCAAGUCCCCGUUGGUGAACUGCCACGACAUGUCCUCAUUUCGGCCGACAGAUAUCUGACGAACCGAGUCGUUCCUGGAUCGAGAUGUACUGUCAUGGGCAUCUUUUCGAUUUACCAGAACAAGGCCUCUAAGAACUCGUCGACUAGCGGUGCUGUAGCUAUCCGCACUCCUUAUCUGCGAGCAGUUGGUCUGCAGACAGACAUUGACCAAUCGGCCAAGGGCAGUGCUACCUUCACCGAAGAGGAGGAACAAGAAUUCUUGGAGUUGAGCAGGCGGCCUGAUCUGUACAACAUCAUGGCCGACUGCAUCGCCCCCUCAAUCUAUGGAAACCGAGACAUCAAGAAGGCCGUCCUUUGUCUGUUGCUGGGUGGCUCCAAAAAGAUUCUUCCCGACGGAAUGAAACUAAGAGGUGACAUCAAUGUUCUCCUUCUUGGUGACCCAGGUACUGCAAAGUCGCAGCUCCUAAAGUUUGUUGAAAAGGCAGCCCCUAUCUCGAUUUACACGUCCGGAAAGGGUUCGUCCGCAGCUGGUCUCACAGCGUCUGUCCAGCGAGAUCAAUCUACCCGAGAGUUCUAUCUCGAAGGUGGUGCCAUGGUCUUGGCAGAUGGUGGAGUCGUCUGUAUCGAUGAGUUCGACAAGAUGAGAGAUGAAGAUCGAGUGGCUAUUCACGAAGCCAUGGAACAGCAGACCAUCUCCAUUGCCAAGGCCGGAAUCACCACCAUCCUCAACGCCCGAACUUCUGUCCUGGCCGCCGCUAACCCUAUCUUUGGUCGCUACGAUGACAUGAAGACUCCUGGAGAAAACAUCGAUUUCCAGACGACCAUCUUGUCUCGUUUCGAUAUGAUCUUCAUCGUCAAGGAUGAGCACAGUCGUGAAAAGGAUGAGCGAAUGGCCAAGCACGUUCUCAGCAUUCAAAUGGAUGGUCGAGGCGCAGAGGAGGUGGCUGAGUCUGAGAUCCCUAUUGACAAAAUGCGAAGAUAUGUCACAUACUGCAAGACCCGAUGUGCUCCUCGUCUUAGCCCCGAGGCUGCAGAGAAGCUCUCGUCUCACUUCGUUUCCAUCCGACGCCAAGUCCACGCUGCCGAGAUGGAGGCCAACACACGCUCUUCCAUCCCCAUCACAGUCCGUCAGCUGGAGGCCAUCGUCCGUAUUACAGAGUCUCUUGCCAAGCUCACUCUCUCCCCCAUCGCCACCGAGACGCAUGUCGACGAGGCCAUCCGUCUCUUCCUGUGCUCGACCAUGGAUGCCGUGAACCAGGGCAGCAACCAGGGCAGCCGCGAACUGAACGACGAGGUCAACCGCCUUGAGGCUGAGUUGAAGCGUCGGUUGCCGAUUGGCUGGAGCACCAGCCUGUCGACACUUCGGAGGGAGAUGGUCGAGGGCAAGGGAUACAGUGAGCAAGCCCUCAAUCGUGCUCUGAUGGUGCUACAAAGGAGGGAUACUAUAAUGUUUCGGAACCAGGGUGCACAGGUGUACCGCAAUGGAGCAUAA
Messenger RNA from Fusarium keratoplasticum, 2166 nucleotides. RefSeq names its product DNA replication licensing factor MCM5. Lineage: Eukaryota; Fungi; Ascomycota; Sordariomycetes; Hypocreales; Nectriaceae. Gene Ontology annotation, molecular function: single-stranded DNA binding; DNA replication origin binding; 3'-5' DNA helicase activity. Gene Ontology annotation, biological process: double-strand break repair via break-induced replication; DNA replication; DNA replication initiation. Gene Ontology annotation, cellular component: MCM complex; nucleus. Bases 1 to 2166 code for a protein of 721 amino acids. The transcript has 4 exons. The record is from RefSeq and is a predicted model, not a curated record.